Messenger RNA from Papilio polytes (common Mormon), 738 nucleotides. Its product is annotated as lysozyme-like. The transcript has 5 exons. Gene Ontology annotation, molecular function: lysozyme activity. The record is from RefSeq and is a predicted model, not a curated record. NCBI's taxonomy places the organism in Eukaryota, Metazoa, Arthropoda, Insecta, Lepidoptera, Papilionidae. Bases 209 to 694 code for a protein of 161 amino acids.
AAAUAAAAAGUCUUCAUUGUAAAUAGAUCCAUUAAAUGUAACUAUACAUAUAUCUGUUUAAGUUUGGGGUCGUCGUGACAGAGCUCGUUCACUAAUUCCAGUGCGAACUGAGACCUCGUAACUAUUUCAAUAACAGACUUUAAGUGAAAACUUCGCGAUAUAAAUCUAAAUUCUUUGUACAAAAGAAAAAUUGAACUUGGUAUCAAGGAUGGCAACAGCAGUUCUUGUUAUCCCAGCGUGCGUGCUGGCGGCUCUGCUACUCUGGCCCACUGCCACAGGAGUGUUUAUCUCGAACCUGUCGGAGGCUUGCUACCGCUGCCUGUGCUACGUGUCGACGGACUGCAACACCGCACACGGGUGCACGGCCGGCUAUUGCGGCCCCUUCAACAUCUCCCGUGUAUACUGGGUCGACGCCGGUAAAGUCACGUUCCCCGACGACGAUCCCGAGAGGAACCACGCGUGGGAGGACUGCGCGAGAAGCUACCAAUGCUCUAAAAGGAUCGUAGAAGGAUAUCUUCAGAAAUUUGGAAAGGACUGCAACAGCGACGGCGUAACUGACUGCUUCGACUAUAUGAUGGUAAACGGCAACGGCGGCUACGGUUGCACGGCGUCACUCAAUAGAACCGCUAACGGCCGCCGCUGGCUGCGCCGCUACCGCGACUGCCAACUCAACACCGCCACCGCCAAGGCAUGACCACCAUCUCUUUUAUUAACUAAUGAUUAAACGAAUACGCUGAA